AUGCUACUAGAAAAGUUACGCUUAGGUGAACAAGAAUUAGACCUACCGGGACCUUCGGUGUACUUAUCUCAGGUGGAGGAGUUCCCUACUGAAACUGAGGAAGAUCAAGAAGAGGAAGAGACCGUAGAAGAUAAGAUAAGGGAAAUGGAGUUAGAUGAAGAAUUAGAGGAAGAACAAAUAGAGCAGGCAAAAGGGGCAUUGAUAAGGGAGCAAGAUCUACCUAAGGAACUACCUACGGAAUCACAGUUUGCCAGCGGAUAUGGAACUAAAAGAGAAACGGCGAAUACAGAAGAAGAGUGA
Acaulospora morrowiae is the source of this 300-nucleotide messenger RNA. The record is from the annotation of a GenBank genome assembly. NCBI's taxonomy places the organism in Eukaryota, Fungi, Glomeromycota, Glomeromycetes, Diversisporales, Acaulosporaceae.